AGCAGUUCUCCCCGGAUACAUUACCGUCUCUCACUCGCUCCCAGACGGAUUGAGAUUUAACUUUCAUACAGAACGGAUAGAGGAUAUUUUUCUACUAUUUUCCACUCAGAAACAGCAUGACUCCACUGCGCUGUUAGAAAACAGUCGGUUAAGAGUUCUUAUGACUGUUUGCUGUAACAGAGGGAGCAGCCAUGAAGAGGAGCAAGCAGUGGGAUGUCAGAGGAGCCGUAGGCUUUGCAGCUCUUUUCCAUUUCCUUUAUGCCUCUGCCAUAGGCUGCCUUUUGCCCUUCCUCACCCUUUACUUACGGCACCUCGGCCUCACUGCCAUCAUGACGGGCACCAUCAUGGCUGUCAAACACCUAGUUGCUCUGGUGUGGAGGCCUCUCUCUUGCAUCCUGGCCAGGCGCCAUAACAAACGCCGCACGGUCAUAAUAGGAUCUCUCAUUUUUUCAGCAGCAGUUGCGUUAAUACUUUUGCUCUUCCCACCCACAGGAAAGAGCACAGAGAACAGAAGUUGUAAUAUUAGUCAGCUGAAUACAGUACAUGAGCUUAGCUCAACUACUCUGAAACCCAGGACAACUCUACAAAAAUUCUCGGGAUCUGUUGCGUACUCAACAGAACAUAAGAUGAGACCUGCCCAAGAGCACAAUAACACUGAACAUAUAUCUGCAAUGCCAGUCAACAUCUCAGCAUUAUAUUACACCCAGAGUACCACUGAGGCUACCACAAGCAGCCAAAGUGACAGGCAAGAAUCUUCAGAAAUUCAGAUGCCUUCACCAGGUAAGAAGAGCAGAUCUUUAAGGAAGCGUGAACAAAAGCAGCAGGAGAUUAACAUGAUUCAGUAUGAGUUCCUUGGGAGCUUGAAAGUCAUGGACACACAGCAUCAGAUGUUUUUCUUGAUCAUGAUCAUCAUAAUCCUCUGGGAGUUUCUGGCUGCUCCUUUGACAUGGGCAGCUGAUGAUGGGCUGCAUGAGUACCUUGAUUUUGUCGAUGCCACAGAACGUCACCGGGCCAUUAAACCAUGGACACUGUUAGGGAUUGCUGGUGGUAUGGGAUGCUCUGGUAUUCUAGUCAGCUUCCUUUACUGUUUAAUUGGAACAGUGUUGCAUUUUUACACAUACGGCCUGUUAAUGGUUCUCGCCAUGCCUCUUGCUGCUUUGUUACCUCUUUACAGACACAAACGUGAACAUGUUCCUGGGGCUGGUUUGAAGGCAUUACACCUAGUGCGAGGAGACUCGCAGGCACUGCUCUGUGCAAUUACUGCUGUUCUUACUGGCAUAGCAGGAUCUGUUGUUUCUGACUUCCUCCUAUGGCAGAUGCAAGAUCUCAAUGCUACAGAGCUUCAAAUGGGUAUCACUUUAGCUUUUGUGCCUCUUUGCCAGGCUGCCUUUGCUCCACUGAACGGAUGUUUAACUCGUCUUCUGAAAUUCCAUGGCCGACUACUGCCUCUUGGUAUCCUGGGCCUGUCUCUGCAAUGCCUUUCCUAUUCUUUCUUACAGAUUCCAUGGACUAUACUUCCUUCUCAGGUGCUGGCUGGAAUCAGCAUUGGUGCCCUCUGGUGGUCGUUAGAGGCUCAAGCUGCAGACAUAGCCUCUCCUGGGACCGAGUUGGCAGUGAAGCGAGUGUUUGAAGCCCUUUAUCUAGAUCUUGGUGCUGGACUAGGCAGUGUAGCAGCUGGGUUUGUGGUACAGAAGUUUGGGAUCAAAGUCCUCUUCCAGGGUACAGCAGCGAUGCUCGGACUGUGGUGCAUUACUUUAGCUGUGCUGCAGUGGAGAAUCCCUCGCCAACGCAGGAUUAAUUACUCACGCCUCCUGGCGGCUGAUGCCAGUGAGAUGAGCGAGUCCGAGUCUGAGCAGGACAAUGACUGGUUAGAGAAAGCCAUUGAAGAGGACAAGGGGAACAAUAAUUGGAGGAGACUGAAUUAAUAAGAUAAACAUUUAUCCACAGAAAAUACGAUGCCAGAAAACCUGAGUGACUGUCGGAAUGAAGGACAUUAUAAUAUGAAGGACUCGGAGCAAGUCAGUUUGUUGAAAUGUAAUAAUUCCAGAUAGUCUUAAACAGCUUUAAGAACCGCAGAACGUCGUUCAGUCACGGUUCCUUUGCUUCUUUUGCUCAACCUGUCAGCUGAAUGCUGUAAGAAAUGCAGUUUGUCUGGAAAGUAUGCUGUCCAUGUGCUUAUAAAGAAAUGUAAGGCUUACCUAACCGUUUAUUGUUUAUUGUCUCUUAAAGCUCAAAAACUCUUAGAUCCAUAUUACAUUUAAAAAGCAAUGAAAUGAAGUAUAUGUUGUUCUUGUUAUCUUAAAAUAAUUCUAUAAUCAAAAUAUAUAAUUAUACCACUCUGCUGUUGAA
This is a messenger RNA of Hemibagrus wyckioides, 2349 nucleotides long. It is a transcript of the gene mfsd6l, whose product is annotated as major facilitator superfamily domain containing 6-like. The coding region runs from base 192 to 1925 and encodes 577 amino acids. NCBI's taxonomy places the organism in Eukaryota, Metazoa, Chordata, Actinopteri, Siluriformes, Bagridae. The transcript has 2 exons. Gene Ontology annotation, cellular component: membrane. The record is from RefSeq and is a predicted model, not a curated record.